CUCCAAGUUUAGAAACGAGCGCGAGAAUGGACAGAAUGUUUUCUGUGGAAGAAGAUAUAGCCGACGAGUUCUGGCCGCAGCCCCCGCCGCCAUCGGAUACGCAGCCCCACGCGUCGGAGCUCGGAACCGGGUCCCCUCAUUCCUCCUCCUACGGGACGAUGAACAGCUGGUCCUCUGAGUGGAAUGUCCAGGGCUUUCUCCAGGAUGGCUCCAUCAUUGAUCAGAACAUUCCUCAGGCGCUUCCGAAUGACAAUCUGACGACUUCUGGUGCAGCAGCUGCGGCGAAGGCAAAUAACAUCAGGCCUCAAAUAUCAGCUGCCAUGCCGCCUUGCAAGGGUUCAUUGGUCUCUAAUUCAUUUGAACAAGGAUCACAGGUACCAUCUAAAGGAUCUGUACAUAAUUUGCCAAUGGUGCAAGAGGAGGCUAGAUUACCACCUGGUAUACCAUCCUUGCCUGCAAUGCAGAAGAAAUCUGCUACACAGGCUUGCUCAACAAUUAGUGGGUCAGAGCAGUCAGAUGAUGAUGAAGCAGAGGGAGAAGGCGAAGCUGAAACAACUCAGCACGGGGACCUAGCAGAUGUGAAACGUGUAAGGAGAAUGAGAUCUAACAGAGAAUCAGCUAGACGUGCCAGGAGUAGAAAGCAGGCCCAUCUGACAGAACUGGAUACACGGGUUUCUCAGUUGAAAAUUAAAAAAACAUCUUUGGAGGAUCGUUUGACAGAUGUGAGAUGUAAAUACAAUGAGGGUUUGAUUGACAACAGAGUCUUGAAAGCAGAUGUUGAGACACUAAGAUCAAAGGUUAAGAUGGCAGAGCAAAGAGUUAGAAGACUAACAGGUUUGGAUCCUCUAUAUCAAGCAACAUCUGACAUGUCCAGAGUCAGCAUGCAAUCCUUUGUUGGCAGUCGUGCUGCACCAUCAAUUGAUGCUUGUGCCGCUCUACUGAUGGGUAAUGAUUCCAGCCAUAUCUUUUAUCAGAGCCCAUCAAAUGCUCUCACCCAGCCCCUUGAUCAUCCAAGUCCAGAACAGCUUGGUAGGAAUUCUGAAAAUAGAUAACUCAGAGUCAUGACAACACCCCGGCAACUGCAGCAUCAAUGCAGCAGGUGGCUAGCUUGGAUCACGUGCAGAAUCAAUGUCCUGGAUAAGUAGGGGUGUUUGUGGAAAUCGGCAUGCACAGUGAAUGAUGUUGAAUUCAUUUUUAAAAAGUUCAAUUAAUUAGGUGUUAGAAAAGAUACAUAUUUUAGGUGUUGUACCGUCUGUAUGCUUGAGAGAGAAUUCCCUAAAUAGGAGUAAAAAUGUUUUGAAAUUCCAAAACAGGAGUAUCAUGUUUUUUAUUCUUUAAAUAGAAGUUAAAUUUCUGCCAAGUUUGACAUUACAAGGCUUUAAACAUGACAUUUUUUUUCAAACUUGGCAGAUUACUCCUAUUCAAGAAAUAAAAAAUAUGAUACUCUUAUUUUGGAUUUUCAAAACGUUUUUACUCCUAUCUAGGACAAUUUCUGCUGAGAGGAUUCCCAACCUAGGAGCAAAACAUAGAAAUAUGCCAAAAUAGGAGUCCUAUGCCUUAGCUAAUUUUUACAUGGAAAUUAAUAGUAACUAACCAUAAUGCCCUUAAUGAAACAAAGCUGGAGAUUUCCAUUUUCAAAAACACACUGUUCUACAAACGUGAUGCUUUAAAAAUGCUUCAAAAACACACUUUUCAACACACUUUUCAACCCGUCUAAGGGUUGGUUUGCAAAUGCUUUAAAAAAGCACUUCUCAGCUUUUAGCUUAAAAAACACUUAUUUUACCAAACACUAUCAACUUUUAUUUUUCUCAGCUUUCGUGUCAAAAGUGCUUUUACCUUUUCUAUUACACAAAAAACACUUAUUUUACCAAAUACUACCAACUUUUAUUUUUCAAAAUCAAUUUUCUCAAACACUGUCAACUUUUCUUUAAUCACUUCUCCCCAUUUCAUUAAAAAAGCAUUUGUUAAAAGCAGAAGCUGUUGCAAACAGACCCAAGCAGCCAGCAGAAAAUUUUAAAACAUAAAAACGACAAAUAUUCUUUCAUUUGCGGACAAUUUCAACUCUUUCAAAGCGCGAACAUGGAGAACAUAAACAAAAUUGCAUAACACUUAGGGAGAAUUGAAUUUGUCUUUUUAUAUCUAAAACCAUAUACCUUGAGUAGACCUGGACUCGGGCCGGUUCGGGCCCGGUUCGGGCCUGGGCCCGGCCGGGCCUCGGGCCAGGAAAUGGGAGGCCCGGGCCCGAACCGCCGGUGGCCGGUUCCGGUCCCGGUUCCGGGCCAAACCGGGCCGAACCGGCCCACUUAAUUUUUUUUUGUUCUCCUAUUUAAUCCCCUACCCCUCCCCCUCAACCCCAAACCACCUCAAAUGGCCCAAAAUACCUAUUCCAACCCAAAACUUUAAAAAAAUUUCAAAAAAAAAAAAAAUUAAAAUCCGGCCCGGACCGGGCCCGAAUCGGCCGGGCCGGUUCACCAUUUGGAAGGCCCGGGCCCGGAAUCGGGAACCACCGGGCCGGUUCGACCCGAACCGCCGGUGGACCGGGCCACCGGGCCGGGCCGGUUGCUACAAUGGCCGGGCCGGGCCGGUUCCGGGUCGGGCCGCCCGGCCCGAGUCCAGGCCUAACCUUGAGGAACAACAGAAGAAAGAAGGAUGAAUUUUGUGAGAACUAGAAAUCAUGUCAAGCAAAUGUAAACUGAUUUUGUGAUGCCAAUCAAGUAUAAUUUUAUCUAUUUUUAACUUGCUGAAACGGGAACUCGCUAAAAAUGCCUAUUUUAGUUAUUUUUGUACUAAUAUAUACUCCGUAUUUUAAAUUUUAUUAUAAUCGUGAAAAUUCCUAUUUUAGCUAUUUGUACUAAUAUAUAUUUUUAAUUUUAUUAUAAUCAUAUUUUGUUUUUUCAAUUAAAUAAAUUCAAUUAACUUAGUUAUUUUAAAUAAGAUUUCAUCAAUUUUAACAUAUUUAGAGCCUGUUUCGUGACAUAUUUUUC
Cuscuta epithymum is the source of this 2984-nucleotide messenger RNA. The record is from the annotation of a GenBank genome assembly. Lineage: Eukaryota; Viridiplantae; Streptophyta; Magnoliopsida; Solanales; Convolvulaceae.